CACACACAGUACGUACGAUCGAGCACCUAGCAGCAGCAGCAGCAGCAGCUAGCAGCAAUGGAGUCCACCAAGCUCUCCGCGCUGCUGGUGCUCGCCAUGCUCGCGCUCUCCUCGUCCCCGCUCGCUCUCGCGUGGGAGAAGGCGGAGCCGGAGUGCCACUCGUGCGAGUCCGGCUCGCCACCCUCGACCGGCGUCCCCCUGCCCCCUAUCAGCAUACCGUCAGUCCCCUUGCCGCCUGUCAGCAUACCGUCGGUGCCCCUGCCGCCUGUCAGUAUACCGUCGGUCCCCAUCCCGAAGCUCCCCGUCCCGCCCGUCACCUUACCCCCUGUCAGCGGGCUGCCGCCGGUCAGCCUCCCGCCCAUUCCGAUCAUCGGAGGAAGCCCGACGAAGAAGGGACACCGGAAGGCGUGCCCGCCGCCUCCGUCUCCCCCGACGCCGACGCCGACGCCGACACCGUCCUCGGACAAGUGCCCCAUCGACGCGCUGAAGCUGGGCGCGUGCGUGGACGUUCUCGGGAACGAGGUGCACAUCGGCGACGCCAACGUCAAGUGCUGCCCACUCGUGAAGGGCAUCGCCGGGCUCUCCGCGGCGGCGUGCCUGUGCACCGCCAUCAAGGCCAAGGUGCUGGACAUCUCCGUCUACGUGCCCAUCGCGCUGGAGGUGCUCGUCAACUGCGGCUGCGCCGUCCCGCCAGGCUACAAAUGCACUUAAACGAGUCCAUUCCCUUCCAUUUCCAUCCAUCACGCGUGCACAGCAACGUCUCCUUUUGCCUUCCCAAAUGCAAAGUUUGAAAGGCUCGUCGACGGAUUUGGGUGGAAGCCGCUCGCCUCCGGGCUGUUCAGCUAGUGCAUUCUUCUUUAUUUCAUUUCAUUUGCUGUUCUUGUUGCAUGACUGUAUAUGCAUCUAGUGUCUCCUCAAACGUCACUUGUACCUUUGUGUGAUCUUGUAUCAAACUAUUUUUUUUUCGGAUUCGAUUAUUGUUUGGAGUGCUAAAUUAAGGCGCAUUGUCAUCAUCAUUUUA
This is a messenger RNA of Sorghum bicolor (sorghum), 1021 nucleotides long. RefSeq names its product 14 kDa proline-rich protein DC2.15. Lineage: Eukaryota; Viridiplantae; Streptophyta; Magnoliopsida; Poales; Poaceae. The transcript has a single exon. The record is from RefSeq and is a predicted model, not a curated record. The coding region runs from base 58 to 711 and encodes 217 amino acids.